AUGCACCGGGGGCAUAUCUUUGGCGACUCUGCCGAGCUCGGAUCUCACCACGCCUCAUCUGUUGCGUCUCUCCAACCACCCGCCAUCGCCACUACGCUGUAUCCGGCUGUGCAUCCACCACUCGCCGGUACGAGCCCUCCACGGUUCCGAAAGUUGCCGCAAUCAACCGCCGCCGCCGCCGCCGCGCGACUGCCACGAGUAUCGUCGUUGCUGCCGCCGCAACCUUCUGUAGCGGCUGCAGCAACGACAACAACAAACUCGAGCCCAGCAUAUUCUCUUGGUGAAGGCCCCUCUCUGGACCGCGAGUAUUCCUCCCCCCCAGAUAUCCUGCCCGCAACACCGCCCAACGAGCCCGACCACGACUCCAAGACGAGACCACGGACUUUUAGCUCCAAGGUCGAGCUGCCGGUGCUAACACUGCCACCCAUCCUACCGCUGGGCCCGCUUGUCGAGACAUUUCAAGCCCGGCCACCAAGCUUGGAAGUUCUACCCGGUGGCGACGCGAUCGACGUUGAUGUCACGGGAACCUCGCCUGCGAAGAGCGAAAGCACUGUUUCCUCUGGCUCCUUGCCAAAGAUGCCCUACGAAACUGCCAGGGAGCCCUGGGCCCCCUCCGCCCGUGGUCACUCGCGGAGUCGAAGUGGAAAACUCAGCGCAGAUCUGGCCAAGCCUCGCGCGGUAAAACCGUCCUCACAAAAGGCGAUGCUGUCCCAGGCAUUGCAGAAGGCAAACACAGCUGUCCAACUCGACAAUGCGCAGAAUUUCGAAGGGGCCAGGGAAUCAUACACUGAAGCAUGCGAGCUUUUACAGCACGUGCUACUGAAAACAACUGCGGAUGAAGACAAAAAUAAGUUGGAGGCGAUUCGACGAACCUAUGUCGGACGCAUUGAGGAGUUGGACCAAAUGGCCCCAUGGCAAGCUGCGAAAAACAAGGAGUUGCCAGCUCGGCCAAGCAGUGCAGACGGCCAAGACGAGGGGGUGGAAGUAGCGCCCACAAACAGAGUGACGCAUGUCAAAGAAGACGGCGAUAGCCUUCAGCAGCAGCAGCAGCAGCAGCAGCAGCAGCAGCAGCAACGCCAAGACUCAAAAUAUUCUAGAGAUAGCUCUCCAGAAACGUCACGAUCAGCGAGAUUGACAACAGAGCAGCCUUUUCUACACUCAACAUUCUCACGCUCCUCACGAUCACCGGCGAGGCCUCGAGCCACGGAUGAAUAUACCACGGAGCCCACUCGCACAACACAGCCGUCGGCAGCACGUCGCCCUGCAUCACCAACGAAGCCGCAGCAUGAGAGUCAUAAUUCGGACGAUCGAGGCACUGAUUCUUACCAUUCCGGAUCAUGGAAUGGCUCGAGAGACGGCGGUACUGGGCACUACAGGAAUGAAAGUCAGACCUCAUGGUUGGAUCCUAUUGGCGAGUCGGGGGGGUCGACCGGAAGGGCAUCGUCACUGCACUCCAGAGGCUCGUUUGUAUUUCGUCGAGGCCAUGCUCGGAGCAUCAGCGGCAACACAGAGGCUGAGUUUGACACGGCCUUGGAUGCGGCGAUUGAAGCUGCAUAUGACGACGGAUAUGAGCCCAUGGAGCCGACACAGUAUGAUGGCAAUGACCGCUCCGAGGAGAUUGUAACCAAGGCGCUCCAGAAAGUUGAGGCUGCCCGAGAGCGCGUCAGACAAACGGAACGAGAAGCAUACCCAAAUGAGCCUAAAUUGCAGUCAGCUGGCAAGUUAGGCCAGGGGACCUCUGGCGGGUUUUAUGAAGAUUUGUCUUCAGACGAGGAGGAACGACUUUUGGAAGAAAUGACCCGUGACUACAAUAUUGAAGAUUUUAUGAUGAACGAAGGACAGAAACCGAACGCGACGCAGCGUCCAGGGGAUCCUCGCGGACAGCAUCCGCGAGGCUGGGACAAGGAGAGCGAGAAGACCAAAGUGCCAAACACACGAUCCUUGGCUGCCACCGUAGACAGAUCGGACGUUUCGCCGUCGCAUCCAGCCCCCAAAAGUUUGCAACCGUCUGCGCCGCCGCCGAAGCAAUCAUUGCCUGAUCUGCCACUGGUCAGAGCACAAUCUCCUGGGCAGACCGUUCGCAAUCGCAGACUCUCCGGUCAGAACCCCAAGCAGCUAAAGAUCCAGACGACGCAGCUCCGACCAUCGACCGCUACCAGCUUGGGUGACUCGUCACAGCUGAAGCCGACCUCGGCGCCCGACUUCCCCCCCCAAGCAACUCUCACGGAGAGACCUCAAACCAGUCGAUCGGCUAGAAAACUCACACCACCUGGUGGAGACGUACAAGCGAUCGAGCCCAGGAUGUUCGGAUCGCCACCUCGCCAGCGUGGCCAGGCAGAUGUUGAUGAAAACAUUACUGCUCUGUCCGGCUCCCCGACUGUAAGCAAGCUUCGGAAGAACUUUUCCUCUUCGAGCUUGCGCAGCCUGAAGGGUCGCAACAUGUCGUUUUCUAAUGCCGAUGACGGAUCCGACAUGUCCCCCGGAACCCCCUCAAGCAACCACUUUGGGAGGGCCCCUGCCAUGCCUGCUUUUCCAGCGUCGCUCGCGAUAUCCUUGCGCGAGCAAAUGGAAUUGGCCUCGUCGGGGGGGUUGCGCCUCUUCGAAGACAACAUUCACUUGCCAGCUACCCCUGGAUUGCCUAACCCGAUGGUCUCGGAUCCUCCCGUGGCACUAGAACCCUGUCCAAAUGAUGUCAUGCUGCGACCAUUCUGGCUCAUGCGCUGUCUUUAUCAGACGUUGGCGCACCCGCGAGGAGGCUACCUGAGCACGAAGCUAUUUGUUCCCCGCGACGUUUGGAAAGUGAAGGGAGCUAAGCUGAAGAACGUUGAGGACAAGAUAUCAAAUUGCGACUACCUCACGGCCGCCCUCCUGAAACUUGCAAAGGUAGACACAUGCGAUGCCGAUGCCGUACUAGACGAGAUGCAAUCACUGGAAGGCGUCCUGGAACAGGUACAGACCGCGCUCGCCCGCAAACUCGGAAACGAAGUAGGUGUGCAGGGCUCGGGGGUGUUGUUCAAAGAAGCCUCAAAUGUCGUCGAAGGGGACGGAGCAUCAUCUGUGCCAAGGACUGCGAGCGUGUCGGCCAAGUCAUCAUCCUUUUCUUGGAGACGACUUCGAUCCAAGAACUCAAAUAUGGGAUUAGGUGGAGCCUACAACAGCCGGAUGAACGGAGUAGAAGGAAAUAAAGAAUCGGCAACGAUGCCAACCCUCCCCAUGACACCGCAGCCUACAAGCCGGCCUCCAAAGCGUGACCCCAGCCAGGCCCAGUUCUUCGGCCCGAACGCGCAUUACAUGGGCUCGCUCGCACGUCUGUUUGAUGCGGCCCAAGCUGUUGAUCAAAUUGCGCGGCAGGUUGACGACCCGGGACUGAGACAUGCAGAUAAGACGCAGGUGGGACUCGAACUUUGCACCCGACAUGCCGCUGAGUUUUUCGGCUUUUAUAUUUGCAGGUUUGUCCUCACGGACCUGGGGAUGUUGCUGGACAAAUUUAUCAAGAGAGGGAGUGAAUGGGUGCUCGCAUGA
Molecule: messenger RNA, 3522 nt
Organism: Metarhizium album ARSEF 1941
Lineage: Eukaryota; Fungi; Ascomycota; Sordariomycetes; Hypocreales; Clavicipitaceae
Product: mit
Exons: 3
Coding region: 1-3522 (1173 amino acids)
Source: RefSeq, a predicted model, not a curated record